Molecule: messenger RNA, 854 nt
Organism: Alosa sapidissima (American shad)
Lineage: Eukaryota; Metazoa; Chordata; Actinopteri; Clupeiformes; Clupeidae
Gene: mrpl17
Product: mitochondrial ribosomal protein L17
Exons: 3
Coding region: 216-713 (165 amino acids)
Biological process (GO): translation
Cellular component (GO): mitochondrial large ribosomal subunit; ribosome
Molecular function (GO): structural constituent of ribosome
Source: RefSeq, a predicted model, not a curated record
CGGAUUUAUAUUACAACCGGACAGACAAUGUCAAAGAAGACCUCGCAUGUUAUGACAUUCGAUGUUUAUGUACUUACAAAUGUGUCCUACAUAGCUUGACGUUACAAUUCUUAUUUCAUUUUAUUAUUUAAUGUAUUAAUAUCCACGAGUAAGUGUUAUAGUUAAGUGGGUGCGUUCUUCAAACUAGUAGCUUAAAACGUCAGCUAGCUUGGAAGAUGCGACUAACUCUACGAGCCCUGAUAUCUCAUGGCCGUGUGGCCCGUAAAAUGGGUCUGGGACCCGAGUCUCGGAUCAACAUGCUCAGGAACAUUUUGACAGGACUGGUUCGGCAUGAGAGAAUAGAGACCACGUGGGCACGGGCAGAUGAAGUCCAGUUCUACGCCGAGAAACUGAUAGACUAUGCGAAGAGAGGAGACACGGAUGAGAAAGCGAUGCAAAUGGCCAACUUCUGGCUCACGGAAAAGGAUUUGCUCCCCAAGCUUUUCAAAGUUCUAGCACCGAGGUUUGAGAACCAGAGCAAAGCUUACACAUACAUGGCACGGCUGCCCAACAGGGAGAACUUGGAUCGCGCCGCCAUGGCUGUGCUGGAGUACAAGGGCAACCCGUUCCCUCCACUCUUCCCUGCCAAACGGGAAAACGAACUGACUCUGAUCAACCAGCUGCUGAAGGGCUACAGGGAGGAGCGGGCACAGCUUAGUGGCAGUAAACCCUGAGCUGCCACAUAGCUGGGGUGUGAAAGUAGCUCAAAGAACAGUCUAAAGUUAUCCUCAACAAGAGAUUUUUUUGUUUGUUUGUAUGGGAUGAUCUACAGUGUUGCAUUCAUUUUUGAAGAUUAUUAAACGAGAACAAGAACA